CGCUAUCCCGAGGUACAUGUAGAAAAACCCGGAAGUACAUUUUGGUGCAUUUUCGGUUCGUCAUUAUCUGAGAAUGUUUGUACACCAGAUCGUUCCUCUGCUGUCUGUAUGUCAGAAUGUCUAUUGAAAGCCAAGAGGACCGGACAGUGGAGGUACUGGGAGUUAUUGACGAGGUGGAGGAUGAGCUGCUGUCUUUGUACUUUGAGAACAAGCGUCGCUCGGGUGGAGGUUGUCUGGAGUCGGUGAACAGGAAAGGGAGCCGGGCAUUACUCCUGUUUGAAAAGGCAGAGGAUGCGGCAAGGGUCCUAUCUAGAAGACCCCAUGUCCUUCACACCGCUGAGCUUACCGUGAGGAAGCCUGCGUGUAAGGACCCAUGUAGGCUGCUGCUGUGUGGAGUUAACCCAAGCACCAGUCAGGAGCUGGUGGAGCUGUAUGUGGAGAACAUGAUGGGCAUUGACGAGGAACAAUACACAUUGUACCCCUCAAGUGGCAGGGACCUGGUUCUAGUGCACUUCCAUCAGGCCUUCAAUAAAGACUUCCAGAAGCUUUCCACAAAGAUCUCUAACAAGUCUCUGGAUGGAGCCCACAUUGUUCUGGAACAGAUAGAUCAGACUGACUCGGUCACAGUGGAGAACCUUCCACCAAGCAUCACAGCAGACACUCUUAGUCUGUACCUGGAGAACAAGCGGAGCGGGCAGAUCAAGGAGGUCACCAUGAUGACAGAGGGGCUGGCCAGGGUCUCCUUCCAGGACUUUGACUCUGUAGAACGUGUCAUUAACCAAACACACAAGCUGAGGGAAACAGAACUGACCAUCAGGCCUUAUUUCUCCUUCCUCCAAUCGGAGGAAAGCUCCUUCUCACCUCAGACCUCUCCCCUGACCUCUGUAAAUGGAACAUCAGACGGUGACACAGUAGACACGCAGCACGAAGACAGCGUCAGUCCGGCACAGACUGGUUCUCUACCAGCAGCCAGUACCAGUGACGACUCUCCGCCCCUCCUACAGUCUGACCCUGAGCCCCAGAGCCACCAGCUGCCCCCUCUCGUGUCCAAGGCAGCAGAAGCCCAAGGAGGCGUGCAGGACCUAAAGUCUCGCCCCGAGCUCCUGUCCAGACGCAUAUCUGUCCCUGACCCAGUGAAUCUCGCCCUGUUCCAGCUCAGUCCCCUACCCCAGAGCCUCCAGCAGACCUACCCAGCGUUUAGCAUCCAGAUAAGGGAUGAAGGGAUCUGCGUGUCAGGGCCUGACCAACAGGGCCUGGAGCAACUGGAGAACACUGUGUUGGAGUUCCUCGGGGACGUGGCCCAGGUUCACAUCCCUUUUGACCCAGAGAAGGCCCGCUUCCUGGCUAAGCAGGAAGUGAAGGACAGGGUGCUGCAGACGCUGAGGGAUGGCGGGCUGCCGUGCGUGUACAGCGUGUCCGACUGCAUGGUAAUGUUAGCGUCUCUGUCGUUCAGCUUGGUGAGCGAGGCGUGCAGCACGUUGAAGGACCUUCUCAGGGACUUCAGCAUCCCCGUGGACGGAGAGUAUGAGUGUGUGUUGUAUUCUCAGGAGUGGAAUGACUUCCUCCCGUCUCUAGGCCUCUGCACUGCUCAGGUGUCAGAGAGAGGAGGCCAGAUUAAUGUGCUGACUCUGAGAGGGUUGGAGGAUGAGAAGAAGUCUAAGAUGGUUAAGUUCCUCAGUACACCCAUUAAGAAGGAAGCUGUCAUCACUAUGAAGUCGGGCAUGUUGAAGUACAUCCAGACCCACCAUCACCAGCUACUGGCUGACAUGCACUACGUUUCUAUUGUCCCUCUGGAAACCCCUGACAUGUGUGGACUCAGAAUCCACGGCAGUCCAGGCCCUUGUCAAAUGGCUGAACAGGUUCUUCAGGAUGUGGUGUCGUCCACCGUGACCAGAACCAUCACUGUGAACAAGCCGGGCGUGGCUCGGUUCCUUCUGGAGGAGGGAGAGGGGGCCAGCAUCCUUAGGGAGAUGCAGGCCAGGUUCCAGGUCUACAUUGACAUGGUGGAGGUCCACUGGAAACCCUUGGAGACUGAGGACAUCUUUGAGGCUGCGUGGAAAAUGAUGUUAAAUCAUAACUUCCCGAGAAGGUCUUCAGAUGUUUUCCUGCAGUCCUCUCCAGACCUGGCUCACGCUGACCAGAACAGUAAUAAUCUCUCAGCUCCUGACAGUGGUCUUUUGGAGGAGGCGAAGAAGCUGUUCUCAGCCAUAGAUGAGCCCGUGGACUCUGGCCUCUCCGGGCCGACCACACCCACUGACAUGGAGGAAGAGGAUCUGUGUACAGCCCAGGAACCCAUGGCCCUCAGCGCUGAUAUCUGGGUGGAAGAGAAGACUCCAAUGCUGACGGAGGGAGGGGGUCAUGACGCCACUGCUCUGGGUGCCUCUACCUUGGACGAGGUGGCUGAACUGUCCCUGGCCAUCCAGUACUCCAUGGAGAGCACUAAGAGCUUUGCGACCGAGGAGGAGGAGCUGCAGAAGGCACUGGAGAUGUCCAUGAAGAUAACCGAGCACGAUGGAAGCAAUGACGUGGACAUCGCUUCCCUCCCAGCAGCCGGCGCUCGCCACGAUAAGUCUGCCCACGAGUCUCUGCAGGACGAUAUCCAGUCAGCCAACACAGCAACCAUCUAUGUGUUCGCUGGCUACAACUCUGACUUAAUUAGAGUGGACAUUGCCCUGAGCAAGAAAGUCAACCUGAGGCAGCAUGUGGAGAAGCUAGAGCAUCGUAGUCUCAGGAGCAUCUCAGAGUACCACAGGAAGUGUCUGAACCUCAUCAAGAGGAAACACGCCGUGGACGUCACCAUCCAGGGAACCACAGCAACUGUCACCGGUUUCAAGGACUUUGUUACCGGGGCGAUGUCGGAUAUGAAGCUAUUGCUGAGGAGGAUCGCCACGGUGACAUCAGACUCUGAUGUCCUGAGUACAGUGCAGUGGGUGUGGCAUGAUCCAGCAGCGUCUGGGACAACGACUCCAUACCCUCCGGAGGUGAUCGUGUUCAUGGAGAAUGCCUGCAAAAUGAAGCAGAAGAAGAUGGACAUCCUUCUCAACAAUCAACCUCACAUCAUCAACUUUGAGAAGAUGCAGGAAUACAAUGUGGCUUCUGGGAAGUCAGUAACCAUCUCCAGGAAAAUGCUAAGUUCUGGAGAUUUACAAGACAGGGACUACAGUCUGUCUAACCUGCCAGAAACUUUCAGGCUGAACGAGGAUUCAGAUGAGUUCCAGGAUGUUAAAAAAGACUUCUAUGCUUCAAUACAGGAGUAUCACAACAAAAUCAGAAUUGUUAAGGUUGAGAAGCUGAUGAAUGGUCUUCUUUACAACCAGUACAAACUAAAGAAGGCUAGUAUGAAUCAAUGUGUUAAUGGGCCAGAUGUGGAGCGGACUCUGUACCACGGCACAAGCGAGAACAGCGUGAAAGAAAUAUGUGUGCAUGGCUUCAACAGAAGCUUCUGUGGAAAGAAUGCCACUGUGUAUGGUCAAGGGGUGUAUUUUGCUGUUAACUCGGCCCUGUCCAUCCAGGAUCAGUAUUCUCCCCCCAAUGCAGACGGACACAAGUUUGUGUUUGUGGCCAAGGUUUUGACUGGGGACUUCACUAAUGGCCGUCACUCCAUGAAGACUGCUCCUCUGAAGGAAACUUCUGAGAUACCACUCAGAUAUGACAGUGUGGCAGAUAAGACUGGCAAUCCUUCUCUCUUUGUUAUCUUCAAUGACACACAGGCCUACCCUGAAUAUCUAAUAACAUGUCAGAAGAUUCCCCGCUGAAGGAUGGAGUGGUGGAUAAUGAAUGACAUCCAAAGAACAACUAAAAGCACUGGCUCUGUUUUGUUUAACUUUAUUUGCUGUUGAGAAUAGUUUGUUGACUUUCUGUUUGAAAACCAGGACUAAGAUAAUAAUGUGUGUUUUUUCAUGUACCUUCAUUUGUAUUAUAUUUCUGAUUCCCCCUACAGUUUAACAUUUAAAACGAUGUCCUUUUACAGCAUAAUGAUCCGCUAAUUAUUUUCCAUUAAAAUGAAACAGUUGUAAAUGUUCACUGUGCACUUUUAUAUCUCGUUGCUGUAGUGUCCUAAAACCAGGUGGGACUGUCUGAGGGUGCACCCUUAGAAUUGCCUUUCUUCAUAAAACUCAUGUUCUUUAUUUCUACAAAACUAAAUAUAAGACUUAUGGUCCUUCUAGACAGUUAUUUUUGUAACAGUAUUACGACUAGAAAAUCUUCAAUAUUUUGUUGCAGAUUUGAUCAGUCUAACAAAUUCAUGAAGUAUUUGAAAAAGUGAAUGUAAAAGCUAAGUAAACAUUUUAUACCAUGUAGUGUGAUGUCUUCACUAUUCUAGAAUGUGGAAGAUGGUAAAACUAAAGAAAUACCCUUAAAUGAGUAUGUGGGUCAAAACGGGACUGCUACUGUAUGUACUGUAGUUAAGUUCAAUUUUAUACAUUUAGAAAUGACUAGUUACGGACAACAGUAAACGGAAUUCUAGAUGUAAUACUGACAGUCCAUUACAUACUUGGAAAUGUGCUUCUAAACCAGAGGUGUCAAACCGGUUCCACGG
Molecule: messenger RNA, 4537 nt
Organism: Esox lucius (northern pike)
Lineage: Eukaryota; Metazoa; Chordata; Actinopteri; Esociformes; Esocidae
Gene: parp10
Product: poly(ADP-ribose) polymerase family member 10
Exons: 12
Coding region: 117-3755 (1212 amino acids)
Biological process (GO): negative regulation of gene expression
Cellular component (GO): nucleus; cytoplasm
Molecular function (GO): NAD+ poly-ADP-ribosyltransferase activity; RNA binding; transcription corepressor activity
Source: RefSeq, a predicted model, not a curated record